Molecule: messenger RNA, 2168 nt
Organism: Copidosoma floridanum
Lineage: Eukaryota; Metazoa; Arthropoda; Insecta; Hymenoptera; Encyrtidae
Source: RefSeq, a predicted model, not a curated record
UUCUGAUGUAAAAUCUUGCCACCUGAAUAUUAAUUAGCUUCAGGUUGCAUUUUGUUAGGGAAUAGGUAGAUAAUAAAUAAAUAGAAAUGCUUACGAAAACUUUCAUUUCGUGAUCGUAUUUACGAUUAUUAUUCACUCAACAAUCAAUGGAAAAAUGAUAUAUCCUUAUGUGGCUCUAGUGAUGUUCUAUGCAUGUGCCUUUUCUCUUGAACAUAAAAACGAUUGCCUUUACAACCAUGACUACAGGUGUGCUUCACAAAUUGAUAAAAAUGUAACAAGUUCCAUUGAUGGCAUAAACUUGUGCACCAGAGAACAGAUACCAAAGGUUGCCGAUUUUUACAUCAUGUGGGAUGAAGAAAAAAAAUCGUCCAGUCGCGGUGUUUUGAAAAUACGUUUCAAAUCUCCCUCGACCGUGUGCAAGUACAAAGUGUCCCUUUUCAUUAAUCCACGAAUAAAUAAUUCCAAGGAUUGCGACAAUUACGUGUUUCGUAAGGGAAACCACACUGAGAUCCAUACACCAGAGAAAACCGUCUGUCUCAGCACUAGAGAAAAUAAAGAAGAACAGGCGAUGAAAAAUACGUUGCAAUCGUUGUUUUGCGAGGAUACCCUGCACAUGUGGUUUCACUACAUCUACACGGGAUGUUACGCUCUUGGGUUCAAUGUCGACAAUGAUUACAUUUUCGUUGGAAAUGAAUUUUUUGUAACCGAUUAUCAGAAAAAAGAGGUCGCAGAGCCGAAAGUCUCGUGCAGUUACAAGUCGACGUUGACAAAUCGCGAAUCAAGUUUGGAAACGGUGCCAAUUGGAACGUAUGUUUCUCUGCUCGUGGGCCCACCAGAUAUAAAAGUAGACAUAGAAGUGGCACCUUAUUCGUUAGUCCACAAGAAUGAAGAAGUCGCUUGCAACAGAUACAGCGAAUCCCCCUUGAUUAAACUAUCGUUAACACUGAGUCCGGGGAACGAUACCGAUGCAGCGAACAAGAACUGUACUCAGUCGACUAAAUUUUUAUCCACCGGCGAAUCGGAAAAAACAAUCGACUGCAAUUUCGUAGCGGAAAAUUCGAUGAAGGAUACAGGGUAUUGCCUUUUCAUUCGCAUAUUGGAUCAGAGGUGCCAAAAAAAUACCUCGUGGAAGCCACCUUCGAGAGAUAAAGUUCCUUGCGCGUGGAUGCAGCAUUGUCAAAAGACUGAGGUAAAAGAAAUAGACGUGGAAUUGGAGGGAGACAACAGCGUGCAAAAAUUGAAAAUACCGGCAAUGCUGUACAUCUUUGGAUAUGUGGCAGCUGUUUUAGUCGUAGUUGCAGUGUCGAGUACGAUCCUCGUAUCUUAUUGUUUACACGUUCAGAAAAAAAAAGUUUUUCCCAAUGGAAACGCGAGUGCAGCAGGUGGCUAUGGAGCAAGUGAUAAGAAUGUAAAUGUGGACAGCUUGGAGUCGCAGAAGGAAAGACUACUCGUCAGGGAAUCGGGAAUCGUUAUUCUGUAUGUAAGAGAAUCCGACGAGUUCAUGUCAUUCAUGGGACAGUUUGGAAAAAGUUUGACGGAACUUUGUGGCUGUGAUGUGUACGACUGGUGGGCUCCAGAAUUGUGGAACGACGUGGCCCGUCUGGGAGGCUACGAGUGGGUGGUUAAUAUGAUAAGAAAAGAUUGUCGCAUCGUUUGGAUGGAUACGUUGAAAGCACGCACGAUUUUUGCGUCGCUGAGCAAAAAUGGGUGCACUCGGUUCAAGCAAUUGAAACGCCUGGAAAAUCUCGAGAUCACAGAUUUUCGCGAAAGCGUUUUUCCAGCCAUCCUCGAUUUUGCCAAGCGUUACAACCAGGACCUGAAACGUGAAUAUCAAAGGCAUUUUGUCGUUAGAUUAGAAACAUUUAAAGGUGCUGAUGAAACUGAGGAUCCCUUUGCUGAUCUCUCACCUCAUGCAAGAUACUUGCUGCCAUGUCAUCUUGAUAAAUUAUGCUAUCAACUGUCAACCCUCGAUGUGAACUUACAAGAUGAAAUUAAUAUUAAUAAAGUCCGACUCGGAAAAUACUUAUAUUAUGAUCCCGUCUUGGAUUUGUGAUUCUAUAUUUUUAUACAAAACCGUUGUGAAUAAGUUUGAAUUGUAACAAUAGUACAAAACUUUGUCAGCAUGCUAAAAUACAUGCUGCCUCUAUAAACGAUACUGCAAUGUCGAG